UCCGCCCAGACAGCAGCGGAGCCGGAAACAAAGACGUCAGCCCUGCACAGUGCCUGAACUUUUUAACUUUUGUUGGACCCUGUUUGUACAUGCUAAAGGUAAGCGAGUUGCUUAGCGUUUCUGAUUUGCCUAAUAAGAUAACAACAUUAAGAACAUAUUAAGAUUGCGGUUUGUUGAGCACGAUGCGUAACAUUCAGGAUCUAAAGCUGGAAAAGUAUUUGUUCUCCCAAUGGAACUGUUUGAUUUAGGGUUACAUAUACUUUCUUCUUCAUCCACUAUAUUGCACCGUGAAUGUUCCUGGAGGGCUGUUUAUUUCAGUCAUCCUCAUUCGUGGAAUAGCUCCAGUAUGCUAUGAGCUAUUGAAAGAAUAACAGUUUCCUGACGAUGUGUUCAUAGUCGCUGUUCUGGCUCGUUAACAACAGACUGGAACAGAUUUAUGAAUAUCACGCUCUUGUUUAUUCAUGAUAUAUAAAACAGCAUUUCAAGUGAAUGCAGCUAACAAAAUAACUCCUUAAGUUGCACCUGUCAUGCACUGUCAAUUCAGCUUAAAAAAAAAAACAAAAAAAAGAAAAACAUGUUAAAGCAAACUUGCAUUGUCAUUUUAAACACUGCAUCUGGUAGUACACUAGGACGAAGGCUCUCAGUUACAUGCAUUGUCAUUUUAAACACUGCAUCUGGUAGUACACUAGGACGAAGGCUCUCAGUUACAUGCAUUGUCAUUUUAAACACUGCAUCUGGUAGUACACUAGGACGAAGGCUCUCAGUUACAUGCAUUGCCAUUUUAAACACUGCAUCUGGUAGUACACUAGGACGAAGGCUCUCAGUUACAUGCAUUGUCAUUUUAAACACUGCAUCUGGUAGUACUGUGGGAAGAAGGCUGUCAGUUUGCGAAUGGAAGUGCAGCACAGGGGAGAUUUAUGGAAUCAUUGUGCUGGCUAGAAGCUACUUUGAAAGAAGCUGGCAGCAGAUGAAGUGAAGCCCUGCGUAGGGUUCCUCAGUAACGAGUGUUUGCAGGAGUGCUAUCCCCUCAGCAUGGGCACUGGGAUUAGGAUGUCAUGGCAUUGUUGCUUUUGGAUUGGAAAGUGCAGCUGAAGGCUUGAUUGCUGUUUGCCAGGAGUCUGUUUUAGCAGCAGCAGCUGACUCCAGUGGAGAGGUUCAGGGCUCGGGCAGUGUUUUCCAGGAGGUUCACAUAUAGCAGUACUGUAGCCAGCAGUGAUUGUGUGCGCUGGGGCUUGCACAGGCUUGCAUCUUUUCAGCUAGAGACGAGAGUUGAGAGAGUUAGUGGAAUAAAUUGUUAAUGGUGUUGGGCACUUUCCCACAAAACUGCCUGGUGUGUUGCAUGGGUAAGAAGACACUGGAAACCCAGGACUGGGGCAAAGAAACUCCUUCACUGCUGUUAACUGUGAGGUAAGGCUGGCCAUGAGCUCCCUGUAUUUAAUGAGUGGCAAUAAUUCUCUCCCUCUCUCUCUCGCUUGUGUAUAGCACUUCUAAUAAACCCUUCAUUAAUGCAACGGCUUACUAUCUGCUAGAUGUAUUUGUCUUCAGAGUAAAUACUGUUGUUUAUUUUCUUCUUAAACAUACACAAUUUCUCUACAAAAUUAAUCCUAUAAUGAAAGUUCUUCUUAAAAUUCACUUUCAUACACUGAUAAGGUUUAGGGCUAGAUUCAUGUAGCACAAACUGAAUACAGUAGGUAUUAUUGUACAGCUCCAUAAUAAUUACCAAAUCAAGUUGUUUGUCAAUACAUGAAUACAAUACAGUGAGAACAUCCCAGGUUAUGCUCUCAUCUCAAACGGUGACAUAUUUAAAACUGUUUAAAACACCCUUGUGACAGAACCCCCCCCCCCCCCCCCCCUCCCCCUUUGGUUCCUGCCUCUGUGGCUGUGCUUGCUGAGGGUUCCUAUCAGACUCCGUCUCUUAUCAUAGCAACCAGACAUACAAGUCUAGGCUUGCCUGUCAGCGAGGUGCUUGCACGCCUCCAGGCCAGUAGAUGCAGCUUCCUCUGUUGUUGCACUGACCCAUGGGGCUCCUGUGAGAACACUACAAGCUCCCUGCUUUUUGUUGCUCCCUUAGAUCACAACAGGAAUUUCCCUAUGAUCAGUGAUGACCUGGUGAACUCCUACCAUCUCCUGCUGUGUGCACUGGACUUGGUGUACGGGACCACUCUGCUCUGCACCAAUCGGAAGGAUCUGCUGAAUCCCAGCUUUAAAGGUCUCCCUGAAGACUCUCACAGUAAGGACUGUAAGGCUCCCUCAGAAGCUGUGUGCAUCAUUGAGCAGCUGUGCAGCCUGCAUGACGGCCUGGUGUUGGAGGCUAAAGGGAUUAAAGAGCACUUCUGGAAACCUUUCAUCAAAAAACUGUUUUAUAAAAAGAUUUUAAAGGGAAAGGAAGAAAAUCUUUCAGGGUUCUUAGAUCCAGGAAACUUUGGAGAUAGUUUCAAAGCUCUAAACCGGGCCUACGAGGAGUAUGUGUUGUCAGUGGGGAGUUUAGAUGAGAGGAUAUUCCUGGGAGAAGAUGCCAAUGAGGAGAUAGGAACCCCGGGCACGUACAAAUACUCCACCUUGGACAUGGACCCCACGGAGCGCGCUCAGGGCAGACACGGCCUCCAGCCAAAUCUCCACAAGUCCAAGGCCCUCCGAGUCUCAACACCACUUACUGGCCGCCGAUACAUAAAGGAGAGCAACGUUUCCCAAACUCCGGUUUCCACGGCAACGCAGAGCGUGGGCCGCCUGCACAGCAUCCUGACAGGACUGAAACAGGGGCCCAGUGAAACCCUCCUGCAGACUCUCAGAACAUGUUCAAGAGACCCCUCUCAGUCCAUCACUGUCAGACUAAAGGAAAUGUUUGAAGUAUUCUGCCAACAUUAUAGAACAUCUAGUGAGGAGUAUUCAGGUCUUUCAAAAGAUAUUGCUGUGAAACGCUUCCGCCUGGCAGAAGUGCUUUACUAUAGAAUCCUGGAAGGGGUCAUUAAUCAAGAAAAGAAGAGGCUAGGGGACACAGACCUGUCUGGGAUCCUGGAACAGGACGUAUUCCACAGGUCCCUCUUCGCCUGCUGCCUUGAGAUUGUCAUCUUCUCAUACCGCCCCCCGGGAGACUUCCCCUGGGUCAUUGAAAUCUUCGACCUGCCGCCAUAUCACUUCUAUAAGGUGAUUGAGGUCCUGAUCCGCACGGAGGACGGGCUCGUCAGAGAGGUGGUGAAGCACCUGAACCAGGUGGAGGAGCAGGUCCUGGAGAGCAUGGCCUGGAGACAGGAUUCCCCUCUGUGGGAGAGCGUGCGCGGGGUCAAGAACAGAGUGCCAGCCUGUGAGGAGGUGAUGCCAUCCCAGCAUUUUGAGAGUCCUGAGGGACCUGGUACCACCAGCACCCCUCUGACCCCCAGCAGGGUGAACGAGAUCCGUGCCGACUGUGCUGGGAAGGCAGCCGCCUCCCCGUCUCCCACGAGUCUGCAGGAGCGCUACAGCUCCCCCGCAGCAGGGACCGCCAGGAGAAAGCUGUUUGUGGACACUGACAGUAAUCCUGAAUCUGGAGGCCCAAUGAGAGUCUCUCAGCCACCCCUAGUGAACACAGUGCCAGUGCAGAGCAGGGCAGGCGACACCAUCUCCAUCACUCAAGUACCUGGGCAGACAGUGGUCACCAUGGCGACAGCUACCGUCACUGCCAACAAUGGGCAGACUGUAACAAUACCCGUACAAGGUAUAGCUAACGAGAAUGGAGGAAUCACCUUUAUUCCUGUCCAAGUGAGUGUGAGCGCUCAGACCCUGGCCAGCACUCUCAACACGCAGCAGAUCACAGGCUCCACCCUGCAGGUGGCCGGACCGGUGGUCCUCUCUACAGGACAGCAGCAGAAGAAAAGCCAACAGAGCCCGGCCAGCACCAAGCCCAGGAUAACCGGCUCCCUGUCGCUCUUCUUCAGGAAGGUUUACCAUUUGGCAAGCGUGCGCCUGAGGGACCUGUGUGUGAAGCUGGAUAUUUCAGACAGUCUGAGGAGAAAGAUCUGGACGUGCUUCGAGUUCUCCCUCGUCCACUGUACCGAGCUCAUGGUGGACCGCCAUUUGGACCAACUGCUUAUGUGUGCUAUAUACGUCAUGACGAAGGUGACAAAGGAGGACAAGUCGUUUCAGAAUAUCAUGAAGUGCUACAGGACUCAGCCUCAGGCCAACAGCAGCGUAUACAGAAGCGUGUUGAUAAAAGGACGAAGGAGACGGAACUCUGGGAGCAGCGAUGGCAGCGUCCGUCAGAACUCCCCCAGCGAGGCCAGCAAGGACAAAACCAGUAGAGACUCGAGCCCCGUCCUCAUGCGCUCCAGCAGCACGCUGCCCGUCCCCCAGCCCAGCAGUGCCCCCCCCACGCCCACCCGCCUCACCGGAGCCAACAGCGACAUAGAGGAGGAGGAGCGAGGAGACCUCAUCCAGUUCUACAAUAGCAUCUACAUCAAAGAGAUCCGCGAGUUCGCGCUGCGGUACUCCCCCAGUGGCAACAUGGCAGCUGGGCAGGCGGAAGUACCUCCCUUGUCUCCCUACCCCUCUCUGCGCACCGGCUCCCCUCGGCGAGUCCUCCUGUCCCAGCACCACUCCGUCUACAUCUCUCCUCACAAGAACGGAGGCAGCCUGUCUCCCAGGGACAAGAUAUUCUACUACUUCAGCAGCAGCCCCUCCAAGAGGCUGCGAGAGAUCAACAGCAUGAUUAAAACAGGGGAGACCCCGACCAAGAAACGAGGCAUUUCAUUAGAGGACAGCAGGGAGUCUCCGGCGAAGAGGGUGUGCCAGGAGAACCACACUGCCUUGUUCCGUAGGCUGCAGGACGUGGCCAAUGACCGAGGCUCGCAGUAACGAGGUACAGAGUGUAUCGCUGCCUCCAGGUUUGUGUGUCUGUAUAGAGACAUGCAUGAGAAAACGCAAUGGCACCUGCUAGCUCUAGUUUGCAUUGCUGUCAGGAGCUGUGAAAAGCAAUCCAGAUUUGAAUUUCUCUCUGGUAAAAUUGAUAUUCCCAUUGCAGUACUAGCAGAGUUGUAGUAAUCAGCCAGCAGGUGGUGCUUUGCUCAAACUAAAAUAUUUCCACCACCUUUGUGAUUGUAGUUAUUUUUAUUUGGCCUGCAGUACUGGCAAAGCUAUGCGUCAUCACUGAGGGCAUUUUAGUAAAGUAAUAACAUUUUAGUACGCUAUUUUGUUUAUUUAUAUACAAUAUCUGAAAGUAAAUGCAUUCAUUUUCCAGACUACAUAUAACCAGGUUUAAUAUAGUGAAGAGACAAAAUCUUGCAAGCAAGUGAGAUGUUUCACUUUUACAACAGGGCUACUGUUAAAUGGAUAUUUUUCUACAUAUCGAAAAUUAACACAAUUUGGGAAACUAAGAAAAAUGCAUACGGUUGCCUUAAUAUUUUUCUAGGUGUGUAGAUUUGUAAGUGUGCUAUAUGGCUACAUUUGUUGUUGUUGUUGUUAUAAAAACCAUGUAAUGUAUAGCAUAUAAGCAAUAUUAAAAUAACUAAAAAAGUAAUGUAUAAGAUUAAGUUAUAUAGUAGAAAACAGCACCUUGUUAACAGGGCGAAGGAUGGUAUGAUAAAUAUAAACUGUAUAUUAGAAAUUAUACCAAGCCUCAAGAUGCUGAUCAUGCUUCCACUUAUUUUUCCACAGUAAAAAAGUUCCCAUGCUGAGUAAGUUGAGGAAGGUGUUCGUGGGGGAUUUAUGACCCACGGCGUGUGUACAUUGCAGGGCAUAAUACUUUACAUACAGUCCAUUAAAAGCACAUUACUGAACCCAAGACUUACAAUCACAGGCACCAAAAUUCAAAGUGAGCUAGAUAUGCAGACUUUAGCAUUAACAAAAUCUGUGACUUAGUGCACAGGACAAGCUUAAAAAAAAAAAGUUACAGUAGAUCUACAUUUGCAAUAUUUUGUCUUUAAGAUGCACUUUGAUGUAAUGUUGGUCCUGGAUGUCAACUUUUGCAGCCAAAGUAACACAGAUUCACACUGAAAAAAGGUUUUUGAAAAUUACACUUGGAAAGAUUCAUUUCUCUCUAGGCUUUAUA
Polyodon spathula (Mississippi paddlefish) is the source of this 6019-nucleotide messenger RNA. RefSeq names its product retinoblastoma-like protein 2. Gene Ontology annotation, cellular component: transcription regulator complex; chromatin; nucleus. Lineage: Eukaryota; Metazoa; Chordata; Actinopteri; Acipenseriformes; Polyodontidae. Bases 2092 to 4827 code for a protein of 911 amino acids. The record is from RefSeq and is a predicted model, not a curated record. The transcript is spliced from 20 exons. Gene Ontology annotation, molecular function: RNA polymerase II transcription regulatory region sequence-specific DNA binding. Gene Ontology annotation, biological process: cell differentiation; regulation of transcription by RNA polymerase II; negative regulation of G1/S transition of mitotic cell cycle.